Molecule: messenger RNA, 330 nt
Organism: Helobdella robusta
Lineage: Eukaryota; Metazoa; Annelida; Clitellata; Rhynchobdellida; Glossiphoniidae
Exons: 2
Biological process (GO): regulation of transcription by RNA polymerase II
Cellular component (GO): nucleus
Molecular function (GO): DNA-binding transcription factor activity, RNA polymerase II-specific; RNA polymerase II cis-regulatory region sequence-specific DNA binding
Source: RefSeq, a predicted model, not a curated record
AAAAACUUUUCAUGCCCUCUAUGCAUGAAAAUGUUCAAAAGGUCAUCGACCCUAUCAACCCACUUGUUGAUACACAGUGAUACUAGGCCAUUCCCAUGCCCGUUCUGUUCCAAGAGAUUUCACCAGAAGUCUGACAUGAAGAAGCAUACUUACAUACACACAGGCGAGAAACCCUACCAAUGCAGACAGUGCGGCAAGUCCUUCAGCCAGUCGUCGAACUUGAUCACGCACAGUCGCAAGCACAGCGGCUUCAAGCCCUUCCCCUGCGACCACUGCUCUAGGGCUUUCCAACGCAAGGUCGACCUCAGACGCCAUGUUGAAAUUCACCAC